AUGGUGAAACGCAAAAGGUGUUCUAUUCCUGGAGUUGGCGCUGAUCUCCCACAACCGACGACUGUCCCUACGAACGUUGUCUCGGCGGCCUCCAGCAUGAUUCCUCCCGCUCCGGCACCCACUCGAAGGACAAGCUCAAGGAGGGCUUCUCAAGCAGCUCCUGCAAACAUCGACACCAAUCCCAACACCAACGAAAAGAUCGAAGAUGGACCAGGAGCCUUGCGAGCCUCGCCAGAUGCCCAGCCGGGCGAACCAGAACACAGGGUAGGUAAGAAGAGAAAGACAACGGCGUCGGCCAUGGCGGUGAAACAUGAGUCAGGGGUUGCUGAGCUCGCUGAUAGCCUUGGAGGGCAGCCAAACCAUUCCACUGUUUCCAAAGCCAACUUGAAGCAAGAUGACAGCUUGAACAGGGAGGACCCCGAAGUCGAAGACGAUGACGAUGCCAAUCCCGAAGAACUCAAAGAAGUCAUGUCCCGCCCGCCCCCUGUGAACAGUUCCUACCUCCCGCUGCCCUGGAAAGGACGGUUGGGAUAUGCUUGCCUGAAUACCUACCUUCGGUAUUCCAACCCGCCGGUUUUCUCGUCACGCACAUGCCGCAUUGCGUCAAUCCUGGAACAUCGGCAUCCCCUGAGGGAUCCGUCACAACCCGAACACGCAACCAAGAACCGACCGGACAAAGAACAGCCUGCUGAUAUUGCACGGGGGCGGGCGUAUGUUGAAGCCCUAGGCCUGGCCAAUGCGCGGGACAUUGUCAAGAUGCUGCGUUGGAACGACAGAUACGGAAUCAAGUUCAUGCGCCUGUCGUCUGAGAUGUUCCCCUUCGCAAGCCACGACAUGUACGGCUACAAGCUGGCGCCAUUUGCCUCCGCAACGUUGGCAGAAGUCGGCCUUGUGGCUGCAGAACUCGGUCACCGUCUCACCACCCAUCCGGGCCAAUUCACGCAAUUGGGGUCUCCUCGGAAGGAAGUCAUUAGCGCCUCAAUCCGCGAUCUUGAGUACCACUGCGAAUUGCUCGACCUCUUGAAUCUUCCCAAGCAACAGAACCGUGACGCCGUCAUGAUCUUGCACAUGGGAGGGGUGUUUGGAGACAAGGAGGCGACCAUCGCCCGAUUCAAGGAGAACUACCUCAAACUGCCGCAAGGCAUCAAAGACCGUCUGGUGCUCGAAAACGAUGACGUCUGCUACAGCGUGCACGACCUUCUGCCUUUGUGUGAAGAACUGAACAUUCCGCUUGUCCUUGACUUUCAUCACCACAACAUCGUGUUUGACGCGGACAAAAUCCGCGAGGGCACACGGGACAUCAUGGACCUAUACGACCGGAUCAGAAUGACGUGGACCAGGAAAGGCAUUACCCAGAAGAUGCACUACUCUGAGCCUCUCCCAUCAGCGAUCACGGGGCGGCAACGACGCAAGCACAGCCCUCGAGUCGCCACUCUCCCACCAUGCGCACCCGACAUGGAUCUGAUGAUCGAGGCCAAGGAUAAAGAGCAGGCCGUGUUCGAACUGAUGCGGACAUUCAAACUGUCCGGAUUCGACACGUUCAGCGACAUGAUCCCACAUGUGCGGAACGACGAGAACAGAGCAUGGAAACCACCGAAGCAGGCCAAGAAGCCUUCGAAAAAGAGAUCUCGGAUCAGUGACGAGACGCACGCCGAGGAGGAAGAAGACGGUGAACAUGAGUCUCAAGAAGCCCUGCCGCCCCUUGUCAUCCCGGAAUCAGAAGUAGGCAUGGGCGGGCCCGAGGGCCGUGUCUACUGGCCGCCCGGGAUGGAAGAGUGGCUGCGCCCGAAGAAGCGAGAAGUCAAACCCCGCGAUCCAGAAAAGGCCAAAACCACUGCCCAGCGCGCUGCUCUCAGACGCGCAGAGAAGGCAGCGUGGCAAGCAGCUCAGGAAGCUGCCGCGGCCACUGUUGGUACAGAGGCACCAAGCUCGGUCGCGAAGCUCGAACAUGAUCAAGCCAAAAGUGUGUACGAGGUGCCCAAGGGCAAGAAGCCGGUCCGGGGCGCUCGUGCCAGCACCAACACGCGGGGAAAGAAAAGCGCCAAAUCCGUUCCCACACCCAGCACCAGCGACUUGGCCUCUGAUUUCAAUCAAGAUGACGAGGACGAGGACGAGACUGGGCUUUCGAUGGCUGAUCUCACAGAUACAGAAGAGGCCUUUGUGCCACCUCUACCGGUAUCAAAGGCCGAGCGGCAGGCACCCACGCGAACGACUGGGGGAAGACAGGCGAAGAGAAAGGCUGUUAGUUACGUCGAGGAUGACGGGGAUGACUGA
This is a messenger RNA of Capronia epimyces CBS 606.96, 2274 nucleotides long. RefSeq lists its product as uncharacterized. Gene Ontology annotation, cellular component: nucleus; mitochondrion. The transcript has a single exon. The record is from RefSeq and is a predicted model, not a curated record. Bases 1 to 2274 code for a protein of 757 amino acids. Gene Ontology annotation, molecular function: endonuclease activity. NCBI's taxonomy places the organism in Eukaryota, Fungi, Ascomycota, Eurotiomycetes, Chaetothyriales, Herpotrichiellaceae. Gene Ontology annotation, biological process: nucleotide-excision repair; response to UV; mitochondrial DNA repair.